CUCGCUCUGACCUCAUUUGCUGACCCGUCCCCUUGUUUUCUUUUUGUUUUACGCUGCAGGUUGGAGACUGGCCGUGAACACGUCUUGCCCAUUGACUAUUACUUUCCACCUCAGAAGACUUGCCUGAUCUGUGGAGACGAAGCAUCUGGGUGCCACUAUGGAGCCCUCACUUGUGGUAGCUGCAAAGUCUUCUUCAAACGGGCGGCUGAAGGUAAACAGAAAUACCUCUGUGCCAGCCGGAACGACUGCACCAUCGACAAAUUCCGAAGGAAAAACUGCCCAUCCUGCCGCCUGCGGAAGUGCUACGAGGCUGGGAUGACUCUCGGAGCCCGCAAGCUGAAGAAGCUGGGUAACCUGAAGACACAAGACGACGCUGAUGCAGCCAGCUCAUCCAGCCCCACAGAGGAGCAAGCUCCCAAGAUGGUGAUAACGCACAUUGAUGGGUAUGAGUGCCAGCCCAUCUUCCUCAACGUCCUGGAGGCCAUUGAGCCUGGCGUGGUGUGUGCUGGCCAUGACAACAGCCAGCCAGACUCCUUCUCCAACCUGCUGACCAGCCUGAAUGAGCUCGGGGAGAGGCAGCUGGUCUACGUGGUCAAGUGGGCAAAGGCCUUGCCAGGAUUUCGCAACCUGCAUGUGGAUGACCAGAUGUCAAUAAUCCAGUACUCUUGGAUGGGCCUUAUGGUGUUUGCUAUGGGCUGGAGAUCUUUCACCAACGUCAAUUCCAGGAUGCUUUACUUUGCUCCAGAUUUGGUCUUCAACGAGUACCGGAUGCACAAAUCCAGAAUGUACAGCCAGUGUGUCAGGAUGCGGCACCUCUCUCAGGAGUUCGGGUGGCUUCAGAUCACACCCCAGGAGUUUCUCUGUAUGAAGGCUCUGCUCUUCUUCAGUAUUAUUCCUGUGGAUGGCCUGAAGAACCAGAAGCUCUUUGAUGAACUUCGAAUGAAUUACAUUAAGGAACUUGACCGUAUCAUCGCUUGCAAGAGGAAGAACCCUACCUCCUGCUCUCGGCGAUUUUACCAGCUCACCAAGGUCCUGGACUCCGUGCAUCCUAUUGCCAAGGAUCUGCAUCAGUUUACAUUCGACCUUUUAAUUAAGGCACAUAUGGUGAGCGUGGACUACCCCGAAAUGAUGGCCGAGAUCAUCUCUGUGCAGGUUCCCAAGAUCCUGUCUGGAAAAGUCAAGCCUAUCUACUUCCACGCACAGUGAUCUUCGGAGGGACCUCCCAGUUCUGCCAUGCCCAUUUCAGCCAUCUCCUGCCUGUUAUUUCUGCACUACUGUACUGCAGUGCCUUGGGGAAUCCCCUCUACGGAGGCGGCGUGCCAAGAAGACGGACAGUAACAAACGACUACCUGCUGGGAUUCCUGAGAUUUCUAUUUUUCCUGAGGUACCUCUGGACUGAACUGCCCACCACGGUUUCUGCCUGGAUUCGGCUGGCGCGCUGUGCUGGGACAGGAGGGGACUGUGGCACGGUGACAGUGGCACCAUGUCUCUGCUCUCUUGUUUGUGUGUUUUCCACAGUGACUCUUACGGCCCAGAGCCACCGGAGAUUGGGAGAAACGCCAGCAGCUGUUGGGUUGGGGUUUAUUUUUUAAACAGAACAAGACA
Molecule: messenger RNA, 1605 nt
Organism: Balearica regulorum gibbericeps (East African grey crowned-crane)
Lineage: Eukaryota; Metazoa; Chordata; Aves; Gruiformes; Gruidae
Source: RefSeq, a predicted model, not a curated record